Thunnus maccoyii (southern bluefin tuna) is the source of this 4793-nucleotide messenger RNA. Its product is annotated as pyroglutamyl-peptidase 1-like. The record is from RefSeq and is a predicted model, not a curated record. The coding region runs from base 133 to 765 and encodes 210 amino acids. Gene Ontology annotation, molecular function: pyroglutamyl-peptidase activity. Lineage: Eukaryota; Metazoa; Chordata; Actinopteri; Scombriformes; Scombridae. Gene Ontology annotation, biological process: proteolysis. The transcript has 5 exons. Gene Ontology annotation, cellular component: cytosol.
UUUGGAUUGUGUAGUUUGGCAGAAGGAUCCGUCAGCUGCGGAGGGGUGUCGGACUCACUUCAUGGUCCUGGUACAUAAUAAAGACCCUGAAAAAAAUAAGCAACGGAUCCUUUUUUUUUAACCGGACGGGAGAUGGACAACAGUAAACGGACUGUGGUCGUUACAGGUUUUGGGCCAUUUGGAGAGCACACCGUCAACGCCAGCUGGGUAGCAGUGCAGGAGCUAAAGAAGCUUGGACUGGGCAGUGAGGUGGACUUGCAUGUAUACGAGGUUCCUGUAGAGUACCAGAAAGUCCAGAGUUUGGUUCCGUCAUUAUGGAAGCAGUAUCAUCCACAGUUGGUAGUUCAUGUCGGAGUCUCAGGUAUGGCCACCACCGUCACGUUGGAGAAGUGUGGCAGAAAUCAUGGCUACAAGGGCCUGGACAACAGCAGCUUCUGUCCUGAUUCGGCGUGUUGCAUUGUGGGAGGCCCGGACUGUAUCGACUCGGUUAUUGACAUGGAAUCAGUCUGCAAGAGAGUGACCGCCUCCGGGCUGGGAGUAUCAGUGUCUGUCUCCAAAGACGCUGGAAGGUAUCUCUGCGAUUUCACAUAUUACACGUCUCUGUAUCUGAGUCACGGCCGCUCUGCCUUCGUCCAUGUGCCUCCUCUCGGAAAGCCUUACAGUGGGGAAGACCUGGGCCGUGCGCUGCAGGCGGUCAUCCAGGAGAUGCUGGAGCUUCUGGACCAGGCUGAGGAGAAGAUCCACUGCCAGCAGCACUUCCACUAAGUGACCUCUUGAUGCCAACCAGCCUCUCCAGCCCUCACCACACAAGAGAAAUUGCACUUAACCACAAGUAGCCAAACUUCUUCUUCUUCUUCUUUUUUUUUAUUAUUGUCUUGACUUGGACAUAAUGGAAAUUUCAGUGUAUAGGAUGUUUUCAGUGUUUGUCUCUCUCUGUCUAGAUUUUUGCGUCUUGUUUUGCUAGGCCUGAUUCAGUUAUGUUUUAGGGUGCUUUCAAACCUGCCUUGUUUAGUUUGGUUGAAUUGAACCCUGGUUCGUUUGCACCCUUGGUGCAGUUCGUUUGGUGUGAACACAGCAAUCGCAUUUGGGUGCAGACCAAAACAACCGGACCAAGACCUUGUUGAAGAGGUGGUCUCGGUCCGGUUACAAAUAAACUCUGUUAAAGUUCAUUUGUGGUAUGAACAUGAUCUGACCUAGAUCUGACCCAACUGCGCAUGUUUUGGAUUAAACCAUCUCCUGUAGCCAGCUGCGCUGUGCAUUCUGCUCCCUUCUCCUCUUCAGCCGACUGAAGGCAGCACAUUGCUCUCUAGGUGUUGCCUUGAAGUGCGUUCACGUGUGCCAUUCUGCUUGCAUAUUUUCGCUCGGUGUAUGGCCCAAACGACUGAGCCGGAUUAUCCAUAUAUUGGGUGAGUGUCUUGGAGCACCAGCCUAUUGCUGUGCUGGGGGGCACCAAUGUGAAAAAAAUGAAAAACAUAAAUAGUUUUCAUUGUCAGAAACCACAGAUUAACCAUUUAUAAAGCACUUGAUUUAACUUUUAUUUAUUAUUAUUCUUAUGAAUAUGAAUAUGAAUUAUAAGAAUAAGAAAACAGUUGAACAGUAGCUGCUGCUGCGUCUUUCAGCACCACAGAGGCGAGGAGAGAGAGAGAGAGAGAGACGCUGUUUCUUUCAGUAAUAACAGUCGUACACUUUAUUGCUGAUAGAAAAUAUGUUGAAAGAUCAUUUUACUAAUCCACCAAGUACAUCGUCUACCAAGUACAACUUCGUAUUCCUGAGUGCUACAGUUCAUACAUUAGAUUUAUUUUCUGUUUUACAAAGGCGAAAAGGAAAAUCAAGUCCUUUAUAAAUGUUGUAGCCUAUCUGCUGUUUCUGAAAAACAAACUCCUUUCUCCGCCUCCACCCCACAAGACUUCUGACCAGUGAACGCAGUGACAGCUCCCACACGGCUUUUGUUGAUACAUUUUGGUUCACUUGAAAUUUUGCUGUGUGAAACCAAACCGAACCAAAGGGAAAAUGUAACAAAGUAACAAUUCAUCCACUGAUUUGGACCAAAGCAAACAAACUGUAGGUGUGAAAACACCCUUAAUGUCUCCCAAUGAAGAUAAAAGAAGAUAAAAUGGGAGUCUCAAGUCCAAGGUCACAAGAUAGAAUAAACUUUUAACCCACUUCAAGGAACAUUAAACUUGAUUUCUGAGUUCAAACUGGCAGAUUUUAAAGUUCACAGAGAAAACAAACAGUGACAUUACUGCUUUUUUUCACAUACAGUUUCUGCAGAGGGUCUGUAAUGUGGCAGAUAUUUCACACUAUAACCCCAGAUGUGACUACUAUUAUUGCACCUUAUAGGGUUAGGGUUAGAAAUGGUUAUAGAAGUCACAUCUGGGGAAACUAUUAAAUGUCCUCUACAUUGUUUGACUUUCUUAAUGUUUCAUUCUUACAUUUCUUUGAGUUUCACCGAGAUUCAAAGCCGAAUUUAUUAUCAAAACCCAAAAGUUGUAUUUCUGUUGAUGUAACCUCCAUUCACAAUAUGUUGCAGUCGACAGAUUAUCAGGGUGUUUGCACCUGAAUGUCUAUAAAUGAUUAAUGUACACGAUACAUUAUGGUUUAUGUAGAAAGUUGUAGCAGUAAACUGUGUUAAUUUCCUCCAGAUAUUAUUUUCCCAGCUGCUCUGAAGCUUAACUGUUCUGUUUCACAUUUGAUGUUGAAUUGUUUCGUGAGUCCUUUUUCUUUAUAAGAAGUUGUAAAUUUGCCUUCUUUUACAAAGGUUAUUUAAAUCAGGGAACGGGUUGGUUCCAGCUCAUAUUCCCCCAGUUUGUUGGCCCAGUUCUGACAGGAAACCACAAAUCCACCCCUCUGAGAUCUGGCCCCAGGCUGUGCAAUGUUAUUUUACAGAUCUCAGGUUCAUUGAUGUAGGUAAUUCAUGUUAUAGGUUUGUCAUAAUUGUAUUGUGGCUACACAAUUAUUUGAGAAAAUAUUGAGCAUUGCAAUUUUAAAGUGUAGAAAUUCUCCGGUUGCAUGAAACAGAAGAUCUUCUGUUGGAAAACAAAGCUAGUAUACAAUUUGUAUUGUAUAUUCAUUAAUAUUGCUUUUAAAGAACUGAACAAAUACUGUGUUAAAUGCUGCAUAAGGAAAGAGUCUCGCAAACAUCAAAGACACAGAGAAGACCAGCAUUAGAUCUUUUCUAUUGCAUCAAUUUAAUGUGAUGAGUUACACAUCUGUGUUUGAUGCCUAGUGGAGCUUUAACUUCACAGAGACACUCAUUUAUGGAACGUAUUUAAUCAAACUAUGUAGAAAACCUGCAGUUUAUCUUUACAGUGGGAAACAUUUCAAGACCAAAUUGCAAAAUCCGAGUUUUACUUCUUUUUUUUUUUUCAAAUUUGUGCAGCUCUAAAUGUCAUUCCAUGAUUAAAGCUUUCUGUUGGUCUCUUCAUCGAAUCAGAUAUAGCUGCUUAUUUUACCUGAGAAUUUGAUUUGAUGAAGUUUGACACUCAGUUCAGUCAGAAUUGGGCCUAAAAGUUUUUAUUUCCGUAGCACUUUCCUUUUUUUUGUUUGUCUCAUUGUUUUUAUUUUUAUUUGCAGUCACUUUAACUCGUAAUGUAGCUUUGCAAACAUACUCACAUCCAUUUGAAUCUAUUUUUCCUACUAAUACUUGUAAUUCUGUAUGUGAGGUAUGAUUUAUAGGUGAGUUAUGCUUUAUUUUCCUGAACUUUGGUUUGUUCUGACUUGUUAAACUAACUGCUGCAGAUUCAUUCAGUCUGUCCGUGAUGGUGCCACUCCCAGGUGUAAAUGCUCUGUUUUACGGCUUUUUUUUUAUUGGAUUUUCUUCUAUUUCACCAUGUAGAUCAGCGUUUUCCUGACUGCUGAGUCAACAGGACAGACCACACCACUUAACGUGGCUUCAGUUUGAUUAGUUUCAGUAGACGGUUUAGCAUUGAAUGGUCUGAUUCAGCAACCUGUGCACCCUCAAGAAACUUCUCCCUCUGUGGGAAACUUGGAUCUCUAUGUCUUAGCUAGUUGUAGGAAACUAACUGAACACUGUGUAGCAUUGCAGCAGUGGCCUUUCCUUGAGCUCUCAGUUAAAUUGCCUGUUUUUUUCACCAGAGUUAAGCCAGUUGCUGCCAGUGAGUUUUGGGUAAAUGAUCAUUAUUUUUAGCUGUGCACGUCAUUUUAAUUGCUAUUCAGUACCAUGGUUUUUACCACAAAUUACUGUAGCAGAAUAGAAUUGAACUUCCUCUCAGACCUUUUUUUUUUUUAUCUUUGUCUCUGUCAUUUAUGUUACAUCUUGGUUCUGUGAUCUAAAGCUUACUUAUGGAAUUAUUGAUUGACGGGCAGGUUUUAGUUUGCAGGUGCUGGUUAUUUUUCUGUGCUUUGCAUUGUGACUGCUCGGGAUGUGAAGGAGCUGCCCCUAAAAUGUCUGCUCACAAAUGUAAAAGCCUCCAUAUGUGUCUAGUUUACAUAUGGGGUGACAUUUGACCCUGACUGUCUCCUGUGCCUUGCUGUUGUUUAUGUGUGUUGUGAAAAGGCCUUAAAAAAUGCCCAGUGGGUCAGUUCAAAGAUAAAUACUGAUGCUGUCCAGUCAGAUGUGUGGCUACCUCAAAAAUACUUUUUUAUCUUGGAGUGUGCUCUGUUGUAUGAUAUCAUUAUGGCUUUGUGAUUUAAUGUGAGUUCCUCUCUUAAGGGAGAAUCCUCUAAAAGGUGAAUUCUGCUUCUGACAUUAACAAAGCACUGUUACAAUAAGUAAUCUUGGCUUUGUAAAAGGAAAGGCUUUGAAUUAAAGAGAAUUAAAAGAUUAAAAGUAA